GACCAGGAAACGGCAAGAUGGCGUUCGACGGAGAAGACUUGUUGUGGUUAUGAUAGUACUUUCACUUUGUUCUUAAUCCGUACGUACAUGUACACAUAUAUGCUGUUUAAUAGUGCGAACUUCGUUAAUUUUUGUUUGUGUCGGAUAAAUUAGUCUGAGCGCACUUUGACGCUCCUCGUGUUAGCUUAGCUUAGCUUGCCAGUUAGCUUAGCGUGUUAGCUGCUAACAAAGAGAGGCGGAAGUGAUGAAAACACAUCGCUAAGCAGAGAUCAAGUGUGAGUGUAAAGUGUUGUGAUUGUGUGGAAAUGUGCGAGAGAACGAUAGCAGAGUACGAGGAGGAACUACUGGACGCUGUUUUCGAAGAAUAUGAAGUUUUGUCACAACGAACAGACUGGCAGCCACCCCACAUUAAAGAGGAAGAGGAGGAAGUGUUGAUCACUCAAGCAGGAGAGUGUCUUCUAGGGCAGGAGGAGGCUGAUCUCACCAAGUUUCCACUGACUGUUGUCUCUGUGAAGACUGAAGACCAUGAAGACAAACCACCUGAGUCCUCACAGCUUCAUCACAGUCCAAAUGUCUGUGAAGAACAUAUUCUCCCUGAGCAGCAGGAGUGGACCUCCAGGACAGAGCAGGAGGAGCCACAGCCCCCCUAUAUUAAAGAGGAGGAGGACCCAAAGCCGCCCCACAUCAAAGAUGAAGAGGAGGAGUCACAGCCCCACCACAAUAACAAGGAAAAAGAGGAUCACAGCGACGAUCUUAAAGGACUGGAGGAAGUUGAUGUCACUAAGAUGCCAGUGACUGGUGUCCCUGUGAAGAGUGAAGAAGAGGAGGAACACAGCAUCAGUCAGGAGGGAGAGCAUCCUGAAUGGUUGGAGGAGUUCCCAGUGAUUGGUGUCCCUGUGAAGAGUGAAGAUGAUGAGGUCAAAGGUGAGAGUGAGGAGAAGAGAGAGGCGGAGCCUCCAAGCAGCAGCUCAACUCAACACAUGACAACAGAAGCUGAUGGAGACCACUGUGGAGGAUCACAAGCAGACAAGCUCUUAGCUCCACUAUCAGAUAGUGAGGACACAACGUCACACUCUCCUGACACUGAUGAUGAAGACUCUAAAGAUGAUAAGACAUGUCACACUGACAACACAUACUUCACAUGUUCUUACUGUGCCAAAAUCUUUAGUUAUCAUUGUCGUCUGAAAACACACAUGAGAAUACACACUGGAGAUAAACAUUUUCACUGCUCAGUCUGUGGUAAUGGAUUUGCACAAAAAAAUGCGUUGAAGGACCACAUGAGAACACACACAGUAGAAAAACAUUGUUCCUGUUCAAUCUGUGGUAAAGGUUUUGUACAUAGUAACUAUUUAAACGUACACAUGAGAACACACACAGGAGAAAAACUUAAAGAUGAUAAGACAUGUCACACUGACAACACACGCUUUAAAUGCUCUCACUGUGACAAAACCUUUAGAUUCCGUUGUGCUCUAGUAGCACACGUGCGAAAACACACUGGAGAAAAACCUUUUUCCUGUUCAAAAUGUGGUAAAAGCUUUCAACGAAACGAAGGGUUGAAAGAACACAUGAGAACACACAUUGGAGAAAAACCUUUUUCCUGCUCAGAAUGUGGUAAAAGUUUUGUACAACGUAGCGAUUUAAAAGGACACAUGAGAAUACACACUGGAGAAAAACUUAAAGAUGAUAAGACAUGUCACACUGACAACACACACUAUAAAUGUUCUCACUGUGACAAACCCUUUAGAUACCGUUAUGUUCUAAAAGAACACAUGCGAACACACACAGGAGAAAAGCCUUUUUCCUGCUCAGUAUGUGGUAAAGGUUUUGCACAACGCAGCACUUUGAAAGGACACAUGAGAAUACACACUGGAGAAAAACUCAAUACCUGUUCAAUCUGUGGUAAAAGCUUUGUAGAAAAAAGCCAUUUAAAAGCACACAUGACAACACACACUGGAGAAAAACCUUUUUCCUGUUCAGUAUGUGGUAGACAUUUCGCCCGGAAACGAUAUUUGGAUGAACACAUGCAACGACACACUGGAGAGAGAACAGUUUCCUGCUCAGAAUGUGGUAAAGUUUUUAUACACAUAUCUAAAUUAACAGUCCACAUGAGAACACACACAGGAGAGAAAGUGUUUAGUUGCAGUGUGUGUAAUGAAAGAUUUUCUUAUGAGAAGCAGUGUAAGAAACACAAGUGUGCUGGUGAGAACAGCAGCAGCAAAUGAAGAUGCAGGAUUUGAAUUAUACUGUCAAAACUUUGUUAACUUUGACUUUCUAACAUCAGCACAUGUAACAUAUAAUGACUGUCUCAGAAUCCUGCUCAGAAAGCCCAUUUAAACUGAUGUUUAAAUGUAUAUGUAGACUGCAGGGGUCCAAGAAUGAUCUUAUUAUACAGAUAACCAAUCCUUGGUGUAAUUCUGUUGGGUACCAAUCCUGUAUAUGGAAACACUGGUAUCUGUGCCUUUUAUAGAAUGUGGAGACACAUUUUUAA
Messenger RNA from Nerophis lumbriciformis (worm pipefish), 2488 nucleotides. RefSeq lists its product as uncharacterized. NCBI's taxonomy places the organism in Eukaryota, Metazoa, Chordata, Actinopteri, Syngnathiformes, Syngnathidae. Gene Ontology annotation, biological process: regulation of DNA-templated transcription. Gene Ontology annotation, molecular function: DNA-binding transcription factor activity, RNA polymerase II-specific; RNA polymerase II cis-regulatory region sequence-specific DNA binding. The record is from RefSeq and is a predicted model, not a curated record.